AAAUUUUGGCGGAAACGAUACAUUUCCCGAUGGACGAAGUUUGUCGAUACGGCACAGGUAGCGCGAGUGAGCAAUAUUAAGGGCAUUGUUACAUCUUGGGAAUCGCCAGACGACAAUUCACUUUUUGUUUGCAACUGUAUUUCGUCUCAGCAACACUAUAGCCAACUCACACAGAAUCCAGCCAUUAACCUGUAGCUGUAUCGCUGUACCUCUAAUACGUAUCAUAUAGAAGUGAAGCCGUAAAAAAACGUAGUGUGCAAACAUACACAAUUAUCAAUCUACGAGUGUUAAUUUGCGCUUGAGUUUUAAAACAAAAAAAAUGUUAGAUAUCAAUGCGAUUAUAGUUCCUAAAGUCAGAAGGAAGAUGUCCUUCAUUGCUAUUUUAUUUGCCACGAUCAUGUACUUUAAGCAAGGCGAUGAAGCGGAUACUUCAUCGGGCAUCAUUGACCUGCCCGGAGAUUCACUACUAAGCAAUUACGAUUUUAUUAUUGUCGGCGGAGGAUCAGCAGGUGCGGUGCUCGCAAAUAGGCUAACAGAAAUCGAACAUUGGAGUGUUCUAGUGAUAGAAGCUGGUGGGCAUGAAAAUGAAUUAUCGGGCGUGCCUUUGUUGGCAACCCACCAGCAACUAUCCGAUACUGAUUGGCAAUAUAUAACUGAAUCUCAAAAUACAGCGUGUUUGGCUAUGAAUGAAAAACGGUGCAGGUGGUCUCGCGGCAAAGUUUUAGGAGGGUCCAGCGUAUUAAACAAUAUGUUGUAUGUGCGUGGAAACCCAAUGGACUUUAAAAGCUGGUGGGAACAAGGUAAUUCAGGUUGGGGGUACAAUGACGUGCUCCAAUAUUUUAAAAAAUCGGAGGACAACAAAAACUCGUCCUUAGUGCGUACUCCGUACCAUUCGGCUGGCGGCUAUCUCACGGUGUCGGAAGCUCCAGCCAAUACCCCAUUAGCCGAAGCGUUCAUGGCGGCCGGGAGAGAAAUGGGCUACGAUGUACACGAUAUUAAUGGCCAACGUCAAACGGGUUUUAUGGUACCACAAGGAACCAUCAGAAAUGGUUCGAGAUGCAGUACGGCGAAGGCAUUCUUGAGACCAGCCAGGUUACGAAGAAACCUGCACGUGACACUGAACACGCUUGUCACACGAGUUGUCAUAGAUCCUGCAACGAAAAUCGCGACCGGUGUCGAACUGAUAAAAAAUAACAUUAGGUACUACGUUCGGGCGGAAAAAGAAGUGUUGCUGUCAGCGGGUCCUAUCAAUUCGCCACAGUUGCUUAUGCUCUCUGGCAUUGGUCCUGAAAGUCAUCUGGCAGAAAUGGGUAUACCCAUUAUUUCCAAUUUAGACGUAGGAAAAAAUCUUCAAGACCACAUAGGACUUGGUGGAUUGACGUUUUUGACCAACCAACAGGUUUCACUAACGCAUAAAAGAGUGCAAAACCUCGAUACGGUAUUCAGCUAUGCGCAGAUGCGCCAAGGACUACUAACGAUCAUGGCCGGCGUUGAAGGAAUGGCGUUCAUUAAUUCACACGGCAAUAUAUCAGUUGAGCAACCAGACAUCGGGUUGAACUUAGUGUCUGGUUCCACCAUCACUGGUCUUUGUGGAAACAACACUUGGAAAGCUCACGGGCUAAAAGAUUGUUUUUAUGAUUCGAUGUAUAAAUCGAUUCUUCACAAAGACGUUUGGUCCGCUUUACCUAUAUUGUUGAAGCCCAAGAGCCGCGGCGAAAUACUGUUGCGGAGCGCCAACCCGUUCGACUCUCCCAAGAUUUUUCCCAACUACCUGACUGCCCGAGAGGACGUGAACACGCUGGUGAGGGGUGUCAAUUUUGUGCUGGAAAUGGCCCAGACUGCGUCUCUCCGCAAGUUCGAUAGCAGUCUGCACGACGUACCGUUCCCCGGUUGUCAGACGCUGCCAUGGCACUCGGACGCCUACUGGGAGUGCAUGGUUCGGCACUACACCGUGUCCACGAACAAUCCGGCGGGUACCGCCAAGAUGGGUCCCGCGGGUGACAAGACCGCCGUGGUGGACCCACAACUCCAAGUGUACGGCGUCAAUGGGCUCCGGGUGGUGGACGCGUCCAUCAUGCCUACGCUGGUUUCCACCAACACCAACGCUCCGGUCAUAAUGAUAGCUGAGAAGGCUGCGGAUUUGAUAAAGAGUUCAUGGUCUAGUAUCCCGUCUCGUUUCUUUGGCUGUAUGGCAGCAGGAAAAGCGAAAAUAAUACACGAAAAAUUGAUUUUUUAAUAUUUUUUUUUGUUUUGAAUGCAUAAUAAUAUUAUUUUAACAAUGUGAAUAAAAACUAAAAUUGCACUUAAAUCGUUUUAA
This is a messenger RNA of Acyrthosiphon pisum (pea aphid), 2317 nucleotides long. RefSeq names its product glucose dehydrogenase [FAD, quinone]-like. Lineage: Eukaryota; Metazoa; Arthropoda; Insecta; Hemiptera; Aphididae. Gene Ontology annotation, molecular function: flavin adenine dinucleotide binding; oxidoreductase activity, acting on CH-OH group of donors. The coding region runs from base 320 to 2236 and encodes 638 amino acids. The transcript is spliced from 6 exons. The record is from RefSeq and is a predicted model, not a curated record.